This is a messenger RNA of Labeo rohita (rohu), 3838 nucleotides long. RefSeq names its product mitochondrial antiviral signaling protein (gene mavs). The record is from RefSeq and is a predicted model, not a curated record. NCBI's taxonomy places the organism in Eukaryota, Metazoa, Chordata, Actinopteri, Cypriniformes, Cyprinidae. Bases 177 to 1964 code for a protein of 595 amino acids. The transcript is spliced from 6 exons.
AUGACAGGAGAGGGCUGUGCUUUAAACGCCAAACGGAAGACGUGCAUAUCGAAACUUAGUGGUACAAUCUGCGAAGGACCUCAUAGACUGACCUUCCUCUAAAGGGUCUGAUUUGGAGUCUAGAUUCAGGGACACAAAGAAGAGGUUACUGAUUUUCAGUUUGAAGCAGUGCAAAGAUGUCAUAUAUACGGGAUCAAUUUUAUAACGAGGCAAUCAGGCCGAAUUUGGCUCGUUUUUCAUCAUUGGUCAAAGUGAGAGAGAUCUUGCCUAACCUGCCAUGCCUCACACUCAGUGAUAGGGAAGAGGUUGAAGCCAAGAAAGACACCUCUGGAAACUUCAUUGCUAUGCAGACACUUCUGGACAAUCUGCGCAGGCGAGAGAAAUGGCCUGAUGAGUUCAUCACUGCACUCCGGAACUGUGAAUAUAAGGAGCUGGCUGAUGAGAUGAGUGCUAUUUAUGACAGGAUCAGGGGCAUCACAAAAAAUGCUGCUCCUGCUGCUCCUACACCCAGACCAGCACCUACUCCAGCUCCUUCUUAUACUUCAGCUGGUGCCACAACAACCGUGACCACAGCAACAAUUCAUACAGUCCCAGUGACCACUCCUUCUCUGCUGACUCCAUCCUCAGGGGGAGCUCCAGCAAGUUCAACUGCACCCUCUACUGCACCCUCUAACGCUGCAGGCCCAGAACCAGAACCAUCUCCGGCUCCGGCUCCGGCUCCGGCUCCGGCUCCUGCUCCUGUGACACAGCAGGUGCAGAAACCUCCUACUCUAGUUCCAGAACCUUCUCCUGAACCAGUUUCCAAAGCUGAAAUCACACCUCCUGUUGUAGCUCCUUCUCAAGAACCUCCUCCUGCUUUACCUGUUCAGCAAAAUGUCCCAACUGAGAACAAAACACCUGCUUUAGAUAGUUUAGCUGGCUUGUCUUUAACAGACCAAACCACCGUCCCCUCAUCAACUGGUGAGGCUUUCCUCUCCACUUCAAAUGCUCAAGCAUCCUCCUCAGACAUUUCCACUUCUCAGAGCCAAAAGCCUUACACCACCUCCCAGACUUCACCGAAGUCAAAGAAGACUGAAAUGCCGAAAGCAGUCAGCAAAGAUAUUGACACUUCUGAGAAACUUCCUGUCCAAGACACCAAUCCCCCAUUGAGACUGGAAAGGACGUUCCAGGAGCCAGAAGAGAUCUCUGACCCAACUGCAAAUGAGGUCAUUCAAAGGAACAACACCGCUGAAUUGCCAGUUUUGGAUGCUUCAACAAAUUCUACCAGAACAGCUCAGGCAACAUCUUCUGCACCUGCUGAGGUGGUUACGCACUCUCCCUUUUCUGUCGAAACAGAAUAUUUCAGCAAGCCUGGUGAACUUCAGCAUCAAGAACUGCAGCAGAACAGAGCAGAGAAUCUUUCUCCCUUGCAAGAGGAGCCUUGCUCAGUGGUUUCAGAUGAGUUGGAGAUCAGCAGAGCAAUAGUGCCUUCCACAGAACCUGGACAGUCUACUAGUCCUUCAGAGCAGAUCUCCGCUUCCCUUGAUUCUGCUACUCAGUCUUUUCAAGACCCUCCAUUCGCUGCUGCUCUUUUAGCCUCUAACCAGCCUGAGGAGGACCACUAUGAAUCUUUCUGUGAAAGUCAUACACAGAUCAAUGUAAUUCGGUUUGCUGAAGAGCCAUCUGCUGAAAAUAUGAAUGGUCAGCCACCAAGCAUCUUGCAACACAGAGUCAGCUCUAAAGACCAGCAUGCCCUGAACUAUGCUGGCACAGAAAGCGCAGUUCAUCUCCUUGAGCCACCUGAGCGUGAAAGUACAAAGUCAACCACCAUCAAUGUUCGAGAGGACGAAUCCAAUGCUGCUAGGCCAGAGCAGAGAGGAGAGGGGCGCCAAGAGUUAUUCAGGAUAAACAACUUCCACCUUAUUGCUGCUACAGGGAUUGGUCUGUCUGCUAUGUUCUUGGCCUGGAAGUUCACUCACAAAUGAAGAAAUUCUAAACAUGUACUUAUUCUCAUGUUGCAUGAAGAAACUAUGAUUUUUCUUUUUCAGUCAAACACAAAGGGACUAAGCAAAAUUUCUGAGAUGCUCUUUCCCAUAAACAACAGUAACUGGUGCUUUCAAUCUCACAAAAGGACAAAACAUACCAUGUUUGUGCUAUAUACCAAGUCUAUAUAUCAAGGUUUAAUUGGGGUUAGAGCUAAACUCUGUAGGACAGUGGCCCACCAGGAAUGAGUUUGGACACCCCUGCAUUACAGUGUUCAAGAAUUUGAUGUAUUGUGAGUUGUGAAAGGUUGGAAGAAAACAUCCUGUGUGUGACAGAUCAUGAAUAUAAGGAGCUGCUGCAUAACCUAUCGGACGUUUAUGAAAAAAUCAUUUGGAACAUAUUACAUGGACUGGACAAUUGCUCCAACCUUCUCCGUUAGCUCCCUCACAGAAGACUCGCAAGAGUGUUUGUUCUCAGACUUAUCUUGUUUUUCAUGAAGCUUCAUUCACAGAUGCUUCAGUGAACUCCCCAUCACCAUCCCAUAUUAGUUUCAAAGUGUGCAUGCACACACAGGACGCUGUUCACUUUUGACAAAAUCAAAUGCAUUCUCCUAAUGUCUGCUGUAAGAGGUACCUAUAGUGGAGUGACUAUUAAGACAGAUUAAGCUAAAUACAAGCAUAACCAAGUGCCCCAUGUGUGAAAGAUUAGAUUAUAUUGUUUAUAUUGCUGACAACAAGCGUUUUCUGCAGAAGUCUCAAUGUCCAGUUCACAACAGUAAUACUUUGAUAUGUAGCUGAAAAGAUCAUUUUCAUUUUUGACUCUUUUAUCUUACAGUGUAUUCCAGGUAUAUUUUUUAAGAAAUUCAAACUUAUGUACUUUGGGGUUGCUAGCAGCAUUGCCCUAUCGUUUGAGCGGCAGAAUUAACAUAAGAUUCAUGCUAUUAGCAUUAUCAUUAUUGACAUUAUCUGUGUAAGGGUAAACUGCAACAUAUAGAGGACCAGCACUUACACUUACAUGUAAACAACAGCAUGCACAGAUUGCACAGUUAAGGUACUACUGAAAAUGUUGUUUUGCCCGUUUAUACUGUCUAAACCACGGCUGGAAAUUGCUAAAUCAUGUAGAGAAGGACAUAGAAAGCAGGAAAGGGUACAAUAUAUUGACAAACUAAAAUUAAUAGGUGGUAAAGACACACAGAGCAGUAUUAAUUAAGAUAUUAGCCUUAUAUUUUACCUACCUGACGGGGAAAGAUAAGAACAAACAUGAAAGUUGUCAAGAUUCUUGUCCAGGAAUUCCUGGUUUUGUUCGGGCAACCACAAAUGCCCUUUGUUCCUGAGAUAGUUUUUUGCACCCUUCUCCUUGAUUUGUUAAAACUUUUGGCAGUCUGUAGUACUCUUAAUGUUUUUCCCAGUCCAACCGAUUACUACACCCUAAAACAUGACAAUAAUUGACCACUUUCAGCAGCACUAAUCAGCAAAAUAUUCGAGUUUCGUUCAGUUCAGUGACAUUGUUUAUAUACAGUGCCGCCAAUAUGGCUGAUUGAUGACGUUGUGAAAACCCUCUACUGUAAGUAAACAUUGUGAAUGACUCUGAAUGAAUUACGUGUACACUUUAAAUGUAAUUCAUGUCAUUUUUAAUCAGCAACUGCACUUUAUCCACACUUUUUGAUGAAAUGAUUGAACCUGAUUUUAAAUGCACUGUAUGUGUUAAUGUUACUUCUGAUCUUUUAACUAGGCCUGUAUGUCUGCUAGAUACUGUGUUUCAGGGAAAUAUUUAUACUUACGCUAUUUUGCUGUUUUGCUUUUUGUGUGCUGGUCUUAAUCAUGCACAGUCCUAAUGAUUUCCAGAACAGUUUCUGAAAUAAAACGUUCUACCUUGA